UGAAAAUAAGGGAUAAUUUAGUGUUGUUGUUGUUGUUGUUUUUUUUUUUUUUUUUUUUUUUCCAAUUAAAGUUUUAAUACGAAGCCAUGAAAUAUUCGCUGCUGUACUUUUGUUUGCUGCAAGCAUCUCUUGUUUAUGGUGGGUAUCGACCCAGUUUCGUUUCUGACGAGAUGAUAGCCGUGGCAGCGAGUGUCGUGAACGUAUGUCAGGCCCAAACAGGCGUGGCCACAGCCGACAUCGAGGCAGUAAGAAAUGGACAUUGGCCGGAGACACAAUCGUUGAAGUGCUACAUGUAUUGUCUCUGGGAACAAUUUGGGUUGAUUGAUGAAAAGAGAGAAUUGAGCCUCAAUACCAUGUUGACAUUUUUCCAAAGAAUACCAGCUUACAGAGAGGAAGUUCAAGGAGCUGCCUUCAAGUGCAAGGCGAUCGGUAAAUACUUCGCGAACGGGGACAACUGCAAGUACGCUUAUACGUUCAACCAGUGUUACGCUGAAUUAUCACCGAGACGACGAGGCUUGAUAUCUUGUCCAAACACUCGAGACAAUUCUACAGCGAGGUUGGUACGCGCGAUUAGCAAAAUGAACAAAAUUGUGAUUUUGGUUUGUGCUCUCGCUCUGAUGGCAGUCGGGAUUAAGGGUGCAGCAGUUCCCGUUGAACUUCAAGAGUCUGGAAAAGUGGCUCGCAACAUUUGCCUCGAACAAACUGGCAUUUCAGUAGAUUUAAUCGAUAAAGCGAUCCUUGGGGAUUUCUCCGAAGAUGAAAACUUCAAAUGUUACUUCAAAUGUUUGCUCGAACAGUUCGGAGUGUUCGAAAAUGGGGUAAUUAAUUUCGACAUAAUGUUGGCGCUGGUACCAGAUUCGAUUAAAGAAACGGGCACGAAAGCGGUACAAGAUUGUCGUGGAACAACUGGCAAAGACAUGUGCGACCAGGCUUACAACUUAGAAAAAUGUUUCUACAAAAUAAACCCUGAGACAUUCUUCAUAAUCUAAAUGACGGGAUACGUCUCCGGUACAAGAAGUUAUGCGAAAAAACAAUGAGGAGUAAUGGCCAAACUUAAAAUGUAUUCGAAUAAAUAACAUUUCUGCAACUUA
This is a messenger RNA of Venturia canescens, 1091 nucleotides long. RefSeq lists its product as uncharacterized. Bases 87 to 989 code for a protein of 300 amino acids. The record is from RefSeq and is a predicted model, not a curated record. Gene Ontology annotation, molecular function: odorant binding. NCBI's taxonomy places the organism in Eukaryota, Metazoa, Arthropoda, Insecta, Hymenoptera, Ichneumonidae. The transcript has 11 exons.